UGGUGGAUUCCGACUUCCCACCGGAACCGCCCGCCGCCGCCACCGCAAUACCCUACCCUACCACCGCCAGGUCCACCGCCACAGCCAACAGUCGUCGGGACUGCUGGCGGAAAUGGUGGAUUUUUCAGGCGGAGGCCGAAAGUUAGGGUCACCUCCGAGUACGACAGUGAGAGCUCGGUGUUCUUCCACAAGAUCUCCUGCAAGUUGCUGGAUAGCUUGGCCAAGUUGAAAUUCUCGUUUCAGAAUGACGGCAAGGGGGAAAUCUCCGACCCUCAGCUGGCUUUUACUUCCAAGUACUUGUCUCUUAACUAUGAUAUCGAGGAAAAAAACGCCCUUGUCAACGGAGGUUUUGAUGUUGGACCUGCUCUUCAAUUCAAAGCCACUCAUGACGUCAAAGCUCAGCAAGGAGAGGUGUCAAUGAUUGCAGAUCUUGUCACUCCAGGUUUGAAACUUGAGCUGUCAUCCGCUGUUCCAUCUGUUGGCAUGCCUAGAGCAACCCUUAAGUUUCCACUAGGCGAAUUUUCAUUUGAGGAGAAAGAGGAGGAUGAAGAGGAAGAAUUAAAGAGGAGGUUAUCUGUUAGUGGGAUAUUCAAAACUCAAAUGCUAGAUGGGAUUUGUACUGCAGAAUACAAGGACGAAGAUUUGAGUUUACGCUAUGCCUAUAAGGAUGAGCAAAUAGCAUUCAUUCCAAGAAUUUCUUUGCCUUCAAAUACAGUAUCAUUUGCUUUUAAGCGUAGAUUUGGCCCUUCAGACAAGUUGAGUUACUGGUAUAAUUUUGAUUCAAAUGACUGGAGCACAGUGUAUAAACACACAGUUGGCAAGGACUUGAAAUUUAAAGCUGGUUAUGAUUCAGAGGUGCGACUUGGGUGGGCAUCUCUUUGGGUUGGAGAGGAGGAUGGCAAAGCUAAGACUGCUCCCAUGAAGAUUAAAGUUCAGUUCAUGCUCCAGGUGCCCCAAGAUGACAUCAAAUCCUCUGCUUUGAUGUUCCGUGUCAAAAAGAGAUGGGACAUAUGACUUUGAUGGUUGUACAGUGAUGAUCUCUUAAAUUUUCACAGCAAUGAUGAACGUGGUGUUUCAAGUGGUGGUGCAGCCUAGAAUAUAUUUGUUGUAACCAUAAUUGUGCUAUACCAAACAGGUCACCAUAUUGGGUAGAAGAUUUAUCUUUAUUAUGAUAGAGACCUGAAAAAGAAAUGAUCAAGCAUUUUGCCUUGGAUAAUUUCUUUGAUGAUUCUUGGUUGCAGUUUUUGACAUUCAAUUGUAUAUCCGACAAUGGAGUACUCACCUUUUCCUAGUAGCUUCAAGUUCAUAUUUAGCUGGUUGCUUGGUUGAAA
Molecule: messenger RNA, 1331 nt
Organism: Coffea eugenioides
Lineage: Eukaryota; Viridiplantae; Streptophyta; Magnoliopsida; Gentianales; Rubiaceae
Product: outer envelope pore protein 37, chloroplastic
Exons: 6
Biological process (GO): monoatomic cation transport
Cellular component (GO): chloroplast outer membrane
Molecular function (GO): monoatomic ion channel activity
Source: RefSeq, a predicted model, not a curated record